Cydia amplana is the source of this 1134-nucleotide messenger RNA. RefSeq names its product dihydropteridine reductase (gene Dhpr). Gene Ontology annotation, cellular component: cytoplasm. NCBI's taxonomy places the organism in Eukaryota, Metazoa, Arthropoda, Insecta, Lepidoptera, Tortricidae. The record is from RefSeq and is a predicted model, not a curated record. The transcript has a single exon. Gene Ontology annotation, molecular function: NADPH binding; 6,7-dihydropteridine reductase activity; NADH binding. Gene Ontology annotation, biological process: tetrahydrobiopterin biosynthetic process; L-phenylalanine catabolic process. Bases 226 to 930 code for a protein of 234 amino acids.
AGUGGAAAGACAGGUUGCAAAGUUGCAUGAUAACUGAAUAUCUUCCCACAAUACUACCGCGAUAAUAAUUAUCGAAUUGCCCUUCGUGGCGUUCCGCUCAUUCGUGCCGCUGCGUUCGGUAAAAAGUGAGAGGCGAGGUUACCGCAGCACAGAUAACGAGGUUGCAUUUCGCUCGCCAAUAACUAAUUAGUUGUCCCCGGGCUCCAGUCGCGGUAGCACGUCACAAUGGCCAGCGGAAGGAUCGUUGUUUACGGCGGCAGAGGCGCGCUCGGCGCGGCGUGCGUGAAUCACUUCAAAUCGGCAAACUGGUGGGUCGCCAAUGUCGAUUUGAACCCGAAUGAGACUGCUGACGUGAACAUUACUGUUCCUAAGGACGCUUCGUGGGUGCAGCAGGAGGAACACGUGGUGAACGAGCUCGCGGCCGCGCUUCAAGGUCAGAAAGUGAAUGCGGUUAUUUGUGUAGCCGGCGGCUGGGCUGGCGGCAACGCCGCUAAAGACCUGAGCAAGCAAGCGGACCUGAUGUGGCGUCAGUCCGUAUGGAGCUCAAGCAUUGCUGCUACUCUCGCUGCCAAGUACCUGGCUCCUGGAGGUUUACUUGCUCUUACCGGAGCUAAAGCUGCAUUAGAUGCCACUCCUGGCAUGAUCGGCUAUGGCAUGGCUAAGGCUGCUGUUCAUCAGCUCACAAAGUCCCUCGGAGCCAAAGAUUCAGGUUUACCUGAUAAUUCUUUAGCCGUUGCGAUCAUGCCUAUAACACUGGACACCGAGAUGAACAGGAAAUGGAUGCCAAAAGCCGACCACAGCACAUGGACCCCGUUGACAUAUGUGGCUCAACUGUUUGAUAAAUGGAUCAAGGGAGAGGAGAGGCCGCAAAGUGGCAGCUUGGUGGCUCUCGUCACCAAGGCUAAUGUUACUGAAUUAAUUGUAGAAUAAAAUAAUGUUAGCUCAAAGAGAUUAUGAUGAAAACUUAUGAAAAACUGGAGUAAAUGUCUUGCCGUACAUAGUAUGUGAGAUAUAUGUUGCAUUUUAUUUUUGAUGCUAUUUAAAAUAUAUUUGAAUGUUGUGAUGUAUACAAAGUAAUGUUAAUAUCAGACAAUAAGGGGAACAAUCUCAAUAAGUAUCAAAUUAUGUAUUGAA